GCAGGCGGGACGGCAAUGACAGGGCAGCAAUUCCACACCCGCUGCGGGGUUUGUGGACCCGACUGAAGAGUGGGAGGGAGCACUGUUCACCUGACACACCCCAGCACGCCCAGCUGCAGCCUAGGGCUGGGGAGGGGGUGGCGCGAAGCACUUCAGCCCGCCGAGCUCAGGACGACUAGGUCUGCAGCACGGCAGCCCGCCGGGCCACCUGCGCACGCGCAUCUCCUCCUCGCCGGCUGGCGGCCUGCUACGCACGCGCAGUUCGCCGUCUCUCGCUCCGUCAGUCCCUGCAGGGCCUGGGCCCCACCCCCGCAGGCCCCGCCCCGCCGCCGUGCGCCAAACGCUGCAUAUCCGGGUUCUCGCCUCCGCCGCCGCCGCCGCCGCCGCCUGGCUCAUUCAGCUUUGCCGGGACCGGUGAGAUUCCCGACCAAGAUGGCGGCUGUGGGACGAGUCGGCUCUUUCGGUUCCUCUCCGGGGGGAUUAACCUCGACUUACACGGGCGGCCCCUUGGCCAACGAGCUAACCUCGGGCAACGGCGGCGCCGCGGCAGGGGACGACGAGGACGGGCAGAACCUUUGGUCCUGCAUCCUCAGCGAGGUCUCCACCCGCUCGCGCUCCAAGCUCCCCGCGGGGAAGAAUGUGCUGCUGCUGGGUGAAGAUGGAGCUGGAAAAACAAGCUUAAUCAGAAAAAUUCAGGGAAUAGAGGAGUACAAGAAAGGAAGAGGAUUGGAAUAUUUGUACUUAAAUGUUCAUGAUGAAGACAGGGAUGAUCAAACAAGAUGUAAUAUAUGGAUCUUGGAUGGAGACCCGUAUCACAAAGGCCUCCUUAAAUUUUCACUGGAUGCCAUUUCUCUGAAGGACACUCUAGUUACGUUGGUUGUUGAUAUGUCAAAGCCUUGGACUGCUUUGGAUUCUUUACAGAAAUGGGCAAGUGUUGUUAGAGAACAUAUUGACAAAUUGAAAAUUCCUCCUGAAGAAAUGAAAGAAAUGGAACAAAAGUUGAUUAGAGACUUUCAGGAAUAUGUAGAGCCAGGAGAAGAUUUCCCAGCUUCUCCUCAGAGAAGAAAUACCGCAUCACAGGAAGACAAAGACGACAGUGUGGUUUUACCUCUGGGUGCGGAUACACUUACGCAGAACUUGGGCAUUCCAGUACUAGUAGUUUGCACAAAGUGUGAUGCCAUUAGUGUGUUGGAGAAAGAACAUGACUACAGAGAUGAGCAUUUCGAUUUUAUUCAGUCUCAUAUCCGGAAGUUUUGUUUACAGUAUGGUGCAGCACUUAUUUACACUUCAGUAAAAGAAAACAAAAAUAUAGAUUUAGUAUAUAAAUACAUUGUUCAGAAACUCUAUGGAUUUCCCUACAAGAUUCCUGCUAUUGUUGUGGAAAAAGAUGCAGUAUUUAUUCCAGCAGGGUGGGAUAAUGAUAAGAAGAUAGGAAUAUUACAUGAAAAUUUUCAAAUGUUAAAAGCAGAAGAUAAUUUUGAAGACAUCAUAACUAAACCACCUGUCCGAAAGUUUGUGCAUGAGAAGGAAAUUGUGGCAGAAGAUGACCAAGUGUUUCUUAUGAAGCUACAGUCCCUUUUAGCAAAGCAACCACCAACUGCAGCUGGAAGGCCUGUGGAUGCCUCGCCAAGAGUCCCAGGAGGCUCCCCUCGAACACCAAACAGAUCUGUGUCAUCCAAUGUUGCCAGUGUGUCACCCAUCCCUGCUGGGUCAAAAAAAAUUGAUCCAAACAUGAAAGCUGGAGCUACAAGUGAAGGUGUCCUGGCAAAUUUCUUCAAUAGUUUGCUGAGUAAAAAGACUGGUUCCCCAGGAGGCUCUGGUGUUGGUGGUGGUAGCCCUGGAGGUGGGGCUGGAGGUGGAAGCAGUGGUUUACCACCAUCUGCCAAAAAGUCAGGCCAGAAGCCUGUCCUGUCAGAUGUUCACGCGGAACUAGACAGAAUUGCACGAAAACCAGUUACAACUUCUCCUGCAGCACCCACAUCUCCUACGGAAGGAGAAGCUUCUUGAAGAUACCAAAUAAAGCCAUUUAUUCAGUUUUCUGGGAUAAUGUAAACUUGCCUCUGCCUUCUCCUUCAAAAGUGGUAUUAGGGAGCUGGAGUGCUUUUUCAGAUGGACUAAAAUUCAUGUCUUUUUUGUGUAUGUGGUUGCCCAUUUUAUAAAAGGGAAGUAUACAGAAGAAAAAUUAUUCUACACUAUGUAAGAUUGCUAUUUGCAUUGCCACUUUGCAUAAGGAAGUAAUUUUGGAUUUUGAAAAACUCAAAUUUAUAGAUCUGAAAUACAGCCAUGCGAUCAUAUUCUAAAGGCUACUUAAAACAUAUAGGAGGGUUUGAGAAGGGCAGAAAAUAAUAUGCUUUGGGCAUUCAACUUACUUGGAAGGAAGUCCAAGCUUAUUUUAGUUAAGACUAUUAAAAAAUCAUUAAAAAAAAUUAUGUGUUAGUUUUGCUGGAAAAGAAGAUGAUCAGUUGUCAGAUUUUCCACACCAACGUAAAUAUACCACCACACAUGGAAUAUGCUGAGAAAACGAUCAGAUAGCAUUUGAUACACUAGUCAUUGUCUCAAUCCAUGAUCCUGUAAGUUGUCAUCAAAAUAUGAUUUAGAAAUUUUGGUCAAGAUUUGUUUCUUUAACUGAGAAGAAAAGAAAGCACACUGCCUAAAUGUGUAAAAGAAAAAUGCAGAGGUUGUUAAAAUGUAAAGAGGUAACAGUCUUUGGAUUCGUCUAUAUAUAUAUAUCUACAUAUAUAUAUAUAUCUAUAUAUAUCUAUAUAUCUAUAUAUAUAUUGAUAUAUAUAUAUAUGGCUCUGCCUUAAUAUACCCCUUUUUUGUUUGUGACUUUCAACUGUAAUCAGUUAAUAAAGUAUUUAUUCUCUGCAUUCAGGUUCAAAUAACUUGUUGCAUUCUCUUAUAUUUAAAUUUGUAUUUAUCAUAUAAUGAAUAAGAUUUGUUAGUAUUUUUAAAGUGUUUGACUUAAUAGGAUUAUUAAGCUUUCUGAUCUUCUUUCUAAGAGACGAGUACAUGAGAUUCACUGCCUUGUCAAAGGAAUUUACCUUUAUCAGUACAUCUUCCCCAUCAACAUGUCUUGAACUACAGAAUCUUACAUCAGCAUUGCCAGUAGAAAAAACAGAGCCUUUUAUCAUUAUUUAAUGGACAGAAGCUGUUUUAAAAGUUUGGCAAGUGCACUGAAACAUAGCUACUCCCUUACAGGUGAGAUCACCUGGUAAUAGUUCCACCUUUUCAAUACUCAGAUUUCAGCGCUUGUUUUGGAACCUUCGUGAGAACAGUUUGAUUUUCCUACUGAAGUUCAACUAAAGAAUGCAUGUACAUUUGACCUGUUGUGUAAUUUCAGAUAAUUGGGGGACAAUGGUUACUACCCUUUACAUUGGUCUUUGUCGUAACUUUAAAAUAUAUAUUCCAAAGAUUUUUUUUUUCAACAAAAUAUUUGAGGACAGUACCUCUACUAUCAAACAUAAUUCUUUCAUUAGAACUUUAAAAUCUGUUUGGUUUUAUAAUAGUAUUUGGCUCCUAAGGGUUGAAUGUAAAUACUAAAAAUAUAUGAGAGGGUUAUAAUUUGUUUCAGUGUGGGAAAAACUUAGGAUGUUUGUGGGCAUGGAAAAAUUAAUUUGCAAAAACAUUUUGUUUAAUAAAAUAUGAGAUGAAAAAUGCCAUUAAUAAAAUCUUCAGUCCAGAAGGGGUUUUGCAAUCCUGGUGUUGUAAAGACCAGUUUUUCUAAACUAGUAGUACUUGAUGAAGUAAG
This is a messenger RNA of Balaenoptera musculus (blue whale), 3751 nucleotides long. It is a transcript of the gene DYNC1LI1, whose product is annotated as dynein cytoplasmic 1 light intermediate chain 1. The record is from RefSeq and is a predicted model, not a curated record. Gene Ontology annotation, cellular component: cytoplasmic dynein complex; centrosome. Lineage: Eukaryota; Metazoa; Chordata; Mammalia; Artiodactyla; Balaenopteridae. The transcript has 13 exons. Gene Ontology annotation, biological process: microtubule cytoskeleton organization; microtubule-based movement. Bases 433 to 2007 code for a protein of 524 amino acids. Gene Ontology annotation, molecular function: dynein heavy chain binding.